Neolamprologus brichardi is the source of this 4761-nucleotide messenger RNA. RefSeq names its product NIM1 serine/threonine protein kinase a (gene nim1ka). Gene Ontology annotation, biological process: intracellular signal transduction; protein phosphorylation; microtubule cytoskeleton organization. Gene Ontology annotation, molecular function: ATP binding; tau-protein kinase activity. Gene Ontology annotation, cellular component: cytoplasm. The record is from RefSeq and is a predicted model, not a curated record. NCBI's taxonomy places the organism in Eukaryota, Metazoa, Chordata, Actinopteri, Cichliformes, Cichlidae.
UUGGGGUUUUUUUUUACGCUAGUCUUAUGAUCAGAAGCCUUGGGUAAAAGAGAACUGGCCUGCUGCUUGUAGAUAUCGCUAUCAUUGAACGUAAAUACUCAGUCAUUAGCUAAUGCCGUUUAAAAUGUUUCCUCGAUAAGUGGGUGUUGUUUGAAAACGUUGCCAACAAAAUGCAUUUUUUUAAAAACCUACAUCGAAACCUCAGUUCAUAUACCCGCUGGCGACCCAGCAGAGCUUUAUCUCGUUUUCUCUGAGGGUGGUUGGCUAGAGCCCCUACAGUGGACCCAGAUUUUUACUGCACUGGACUUUAAUAUCUUUUCGUUUUACUUGUUUUUGUUUUUUUUGUUUUUUUUGUUUUUUUAAAUUCUGUCACGUAUGCACAUGCAUUCAAAGUUAAAGCCACCAACCCCGCUUGUUGGGGGUUGCACAUUUAUGCAUGAAACCUACAAAAUCCAACACUUAACUGGAGAUCCACCUAAACUCUGUUCAACUUCUCAUACCGCUUUUGACCGGGCUCGAUUACAUCAGGCUCGGAAUGAAUAAAGUCUGGCUCUAACACCUGUUGGUUUUUACCAGUGUGUUAUGACGAAUGCCAGUCAUUUCCCCCAAAUUCACCUUUUACCUCAUCAUCUCCCUCUGUGGUAAAGGCUUGGGAGCAGUGCUUUGCUUCCUUAUAGCCUGCUCUACUGGUAUUCCUGCAUUAAUAAUUUAAAAAUUUCCCUCCUGUUAUAAGGAAAUGAUAUGAAAUUAAUAAGUAAUACUUUUUGACUUUUCGGUUUGCCCCAAGGAGGAAAUACAUGGAAGAUGUGAAAAGUUAAGCAAGUAAUCUGCACUGCAUUAAGCAGUGUUUUGCACACUUAAACCUGAAGCUUAAAAUUUUUGCUGUCUUAUAAAGGCAAGAGGGGGAAAAUAGCCUUCUUGAGUUAAUUUUAUCUCCACUUGAAGCAAAAAAAAAAGUUCUAAAAUUAUAUUUCUUUUCAUGAUCAUUCAGUCAGUGAACAUGAAACAUUGUGCUUCAUGUGUCUUUCUUUGAUGCACGCCUCUUUGAUGUGCUGACAGUGAAUAACAUGCAAACUCAGACGGCUCUUUAAAGCCAGAAAACAUUAACGACCGAAUAGAAUUUAGAUUUGAAGCACCAGAUGCAGGAUAUAUGUUGUUUGCAGCAUUGUCCUGUUAUUGUGUUCCCCUCUAAUGAUGUCAUGUUGACUUUGGUUAAGGCCUCAGAGAUGUAGCCCUCUGUUGCUCACCAAGAUGUACUUGAAUCUGCACAGUACUGUGUGCUGUGUAUUGCCAGGCUUAGGGAAUAGUAGCUCAGGUGAGUCGUGCUGCAUAACAAGAAAAAAGAAAAACAACAUUUUUAGCAUUUAAUCACAGGAGCAGAAAAGUAUAUACGGAAACCAAUUAAGCAGCGUCUUCGCAAAGCAACUUUGUCAAAGUUAUUUCCUUGUAAUAAGUUGCUGUGUAUCCUUUGAAGCCUCUGCCACUGUGCUUUGGACUGUGUGUGUAAAUGUGCGUCAGAGGAGAGGGAUUUAGAGGUAACUCUGGUUUUCUUUUCUUUCUUUUUUUUUUUAUUGUGAAAUAUUUGCCCCAUAGAUUCCAGAGAGGCCUGCUUCUCUGUUCCUAGGGCCCAUGGUCCUCAUUGUUGAAACUCUUUCACUGUUGAGCUUUUCACUCUUGUCAGCUGUGCGCCUCUGUUAACACACUGGGGAGCUUUGUGUGGGGUGAGCUCGCUGUCUGCACAUGUGUAUGCUUUCACGUGCAUGUGCCUGUCCGAGGAAAGAGUCUGUUAAUGUGCGUGUGCACUCAAUGAGAGAAAAUGAGAUACAAGCGCGGGUGAACUGAAUGAAUGGAAAGCAAAGUGAGGGGUUUUUCAGAGAGGAGGAACUCGUUUACAUACAGCAGCUUUGUACCCUUCUUAAGUAAAGACACAAACAGGCAUUUUUGCAAUAGGAACCAUAACAGAUGGAAAGAGCAAGUAAAUCUUGAUCCACAGCUGCUGUGGAUGGGCUCUUGUGUUUUCCGUUGUUGGAGCGUCUGAAGAGGCUGCUGAUGCUAGCAGAGUGAUCAGCAGCUGGCAGACCCUACUUCUUCCCUUUAGGGAUCUUAAGACAAGUGACUGGCUGUCUGCAACCCCAGCCUGCAGCACAUUUGGAGCAUGAGUCAAGCAGCAGACGAAGUAGGAGCUUCUGCGCACAUUAACAAGCUCUCAAGAAGAUACUGCACAGGUAACCACUCCAUGGCUGCACCCUGACACUAUCAUCUGUUCAUCCCCUCUGCCCCAGCCUCCCCCCUCUUAUCCAGCUCCUCUCCCCUCCUCCUCACCCUGUGGCCUAUUUAUACCCUGGAGACUCGAAGCAGUCUAUUAAAGCCCACGGACCUGUUCAGAAAAAGACUCCAAUUUCGACAAGAACACUAAAGGACUUACCUUCUAAAUGGAAAAGGAUCACACAUUCAAAGGAUGACUGCAGUCUACCCCUCUGAGAGUAGCCCGGAAGGGGCUGAAGCUGGGAGUCAGACAGCAGGCUCUAAGGGGUCAGGAGCAGGAGGAACCACUGGGACCAGCUCAGUAACUGGGGUCAAGAGCGCGGAUUCUCAUGGAGACUCGGUCCGAGGUUCCAUUGGAAGCACGGUGGCCUCUACUAGUAGCAGCCAAAGGAACGCCCGCUGGAGCCGGCAGGACAGCUCUGACAUAAACACAGAUGAUGAGGGAGCCACCGUCCGCCGCCUCACUCCCCUGGAAAGGCUGAACCUGGAUAUGUGCCAGGAUGAAAGGUUGGUCCGUGAGCUAACAGUGGGCAGAAGAAUCGGCUUCUACAAAAUUCAUGGAGAGCUCGGGUGUGGAAAUUUCUCCCAUGUUAAGCUGGGAAUUCAUGCUCUCACCAAAGACAAAGUGGCCAUAAAGAUCUUAGAUAAGACCAAGCUGGAUCAGAAGACCCAGCGGCUGCUGUCCAGGGAGAUCUCUAGCAUGGAAAAACUACACCAUCCCAACAUCAUACGCCUCUAUGAGGUGGUGGAGACUUUGUCACGUUUGCACCUAGUGAUGGAGUACGCAGGCGGAGGGGAGCUCUACACCAAGAUUACUACAGAAGGAAAGCUUUCUGACACUGACAGCAAGUUUGUCUUUGCUCAGAUUCUUUCUGCUGUUAAACACAUGCAUGAAAAUAACAUCAUUCACCGUGACCUGAAGGCAGAAAAUGUCUUCUACACCAACGGCUCUUGCGUGAAGGUGGGGGACUUUGGAUUCAGCACACUGAGCCGCCGCGAUGAGACACUCAACACAUUCUGUGGCUCUCCGCCAUACGCUGCGCCUGAACUCUUUAGGGAUGAGCAUUAUGUUGGCAUCUAUGUAGACAUCUGGGCCCUAGGGGUGAUGUUGUUUUUUAUGGUGACAGGCACAAUGCCAUUCAGGGCGGACACUGUGGCCAAACUAAAGCGGUGCAUCAUGGAUGGGGCCUACGUCAUUCCCUCUUGGGUGCCAGAUGCAUGCCAGAGGCUAACCAGGGGAAUCCUCCAACCCAUACCAACUGACCGCUGUACAGUGGAGCAGAUGAUGGGCUGCGAGUGGUUGCUCCCCGUGGACCUCCCGCAUGCCAUGGAACCCUUUAAACUGGACCCAUCCUACCUCGCAGAGAGUGAUCCAUCUGAUCUCACAGAGGAAGAGAUGGAGAUAAAGUCUUCGCUGGAGGCACUGGGAAUCACCUUGGAGCACAUCCUGAACAACCAGGGCAAAGACUGCAGGAGCUCCAUCACUGGUGUCUAUCGGAUUCUGCUACACCGUUUUCACAAGAGACGGGUUGUCGAAAGCAUUCCUGUGGUAAAACAGGCAGUCAGACCCACAGCAACAAGUAAAAAAGAACGACUAAAAGUGUACCGCAGUUUACGGCAGACAUCUAAACUCUGUGCAAUUCUGUGACAAAAUUCUUUGCUCCGGAAAUUUGAUUAAGUUAUGGACUUGGAUGCAUGGAUUUAUUACAAAUAAAAAAUUAAAACAAGAAUAUUUUCAGUCCAGUAGUAUAAAUUGAAAUUAUGGUAUAUAACCCCACUCAAGUCCUAAAAUUGGUCUUUUCUUAUGUCUCUGUAGCUAUGUUGCUGCUGUCAUCGUCUGUUUUUUCUUGCAGGGACAGGAAAUCUCAAGAAAUUUGAAAUGUUCUGAAAUCUCAUUUAUCCAAGUCAGCAUAGCAAUGAUUAGAUGGCAUGCAGAACUUAUUAUUUGGGUCAUGCAGGCCAUAUAUUUCUAAUUCACACUUGGCCUACGCUUAGUUGUGUUGUAACAACAAGCCCUAUGAGAAUCACUGUAGCUUAUUUUUUAUGAAGAGACAUAAAUCCACAAUAUUUUGUUAAAAAAGUGGCAAAACAUGCAGUAUCUACACAAAAUGUGUUUGUCUUAAAUGUUUAAUUGCACUUCUCCUCGAUGCCUUAGUUUUUUUUUCCAUCUGUUUAUGAAAUCAGACAGCCUGGUUUCAUUGUACUCCUUAAUGCUUGUGAUGAGAUAGUAAGUAGAGAUUUUACAUCUUAUAUAAUACGUCUCUAUGAGAUGUCCCUGCUCUUAGACUGGCUGACCUCGGUAUUUUCCCUGUGGCCUGAAAAAAUCCACUAGAUGACAUUAAGCUAUGAAGACCAACUAACAGUUAGUAGUUCACAUGGCAAAAUAAAAUUUCAGUUUUGAGUGAAACGAUUCUGGUGAGAGUUUGAAUCCAUUUGUCUUUUUAUGAUUCCGUGUCCAUGCAAAUGUGCUGAAUGAAAUAAAUUUAAAACUAAAAA